This is a messenger RNA of Penicillium brevicompactum, 366 nucleotides long. RefSeq lists its product as uncharacterized. Bases 1 to 366 code for a protein of 121 amino acids. The record is from RefSeq and is a predicted model, not a curated record. NCBI's taxonomy places the organism in Eukaryota, Fungi, Ascomycota, Eurotiomycetes, Eurotiales, Aspergillaceae. The transcript has 2 exons.
AUGGCUCGUCAAACUUCUCUGGAUUCCGAGCGCCCCAUGAUGGCUCAGUCGAACCGAGCCUCCAAGCGAUUCUCCACCGUCAGUGGCAGUCCCUCGCUCGCAGCAUCUGACCGCACAAACGGCAGCCUCCCCAGUGGUGACCCCCGAAUCGCCGACAUCUCCCAUCUCCACGAGGGUUUCGAGCGCCUAGAGAACAAGCCGCUCACCAAGCAGCGAUUCGUCCCCACCGCCGAGAAAUCCGACAACUUGAACAAACUCGCUCUCGGUGCGAAGGUCGAGCGCGCCCUCGGGCGCAGAAUGACCGGCCAGGACGCGGUUAUGCGCAAACCGCUCUCUGAGAAAUCCGAGGGUACCACCUCGCCUUGA